This is a messenger RNA of Neodiprion fabricii, 4896 nucleotides long. Its product is annotated as cilia- and flagella-associated protein 298. Gene Ontology annotation, biological process: regulation of sodium ion transport; regulation of cilium movement. The transcript has 6 exons. The coding region runs from base 965 to 2104 and encodes 379 amino acids. The record is from RefSeq and is a predicted model, not a curated record. NCBI's taxonomy places the organism in Eukaryota, Metazoa, Arthropoda, Insecta, Hymenoptera, Diprionidae. Gene Ontology annotation, molecular function: sodium channel regulator activity.
CCUGCAGUAGCCCGGCGUCAGCCGCCGCACCAAGGAUUACGUAGCAGGGUGCUAUCCUCCACUCGAGGUUACCCCCUCAUUAGAAAAAUAAACCAUACGUACACACGUAAUCCUUGACUGACACGCAACUCUCCGCCGAGCCGAAAUCGUUCUUGUUACCAUUGUUGUUAUAUUUUUCAUACAAUACACAUGUCGUGAGAUAAUCGACCUGCACAGCGAUCGGGCUGCUGCACACCGGCGUUGACUCGACCCGUCGAACGGACUAGUAUUUUUAAUCGAAAUCAAUCGAACGUAUCAAAUAAUGUGGACAGUGAUUGCCGAUGUGGUAAAAUAGUGCCCCUCGACUCCCGCCUGUUCACCGCUUCCGAAAGCGCUCGGAAAAGGGGAGAGGAGGAGAAAAUAACAAGGAGUCAAGGAAGAAGUGUCCGGGAUACGAAGGCCUUGACCAGAGGAUGAGAGGGCUUAAAAAGGGGGCACCGUGCAGCCCCGACGGUACCUCGCUGUAGGGGGUUUAGUUACCACCGCGUCACCGUUGAUUCGUUUUUUUUUUUUUUUUUUGUUUUUUUAAUCGAGCCCUGGUCAAUCCGCCAGCACCGAAUGAAUCCCCAACGCUAGAUAUAUUUUUCUUUCCUUUUUUUUUUCUUUUCCUUCGUGUUUUAUUUUAUUUUUACUUGGGUUACUUUUCGUAAAACAAGCAUAAGAGAUCCCUCCAGCCAUGAGACUAAGCCGGAGUAAAUGCUCGAUGAAUCCGUACAUCCGUAACAAUUCAUUUCGGUAAUGAAACGCCGUUGUAGAAUUGGAUUUUGCAAUUGAUCGAGAGAAUAAAUUUUUAGCCUCGUCUACCUCAAGAUCUACAUUCCGUCGUUUGAAAGCAUCCGGCAACAGCUCAUAAGGAUCGAAGAAAGUCAGGAGAAAGAAUUGAUUGUAAAAAACAACACAUCGCGAACGCGAUCGGUUCUCCAAAAUGGCGGAUGACAAGGAGAACCAAACGUUCCUCCAGAAGCUACUGUUCUACACGACCGCGUUCUUCAUUCUCCUCGGCACCUUCAGCCUCUUCGCCUUCCUCUUCUUGGUCCCAUUCGUGAUCGACCCUGCCUUCACGACCAUCUUCAUGCAGUUCGAAACACAGCCCGCCGAGUGUGUCACCAUCGACGUGGAGUCACGAAGAGGUACUCGUAACUGCUCGUGGACAUCGUGCAGAGAAGGUUGUACCAAAGAGUUGUACGAUUGUACGCAAAUACGGGUCAACUACAAGCUCCCGGUGAACGGUACGUCGGAACUUGAGGAUUCGCGACUAGUCGAGGAGGGCAGGGCGGGAGGAGGUGUCGAGGGCGACGAAGAGGCGAACGUUGCUCGUUCGCGACGUUCACGGGCCUUGAGGGAGUACGACUACGCCGAAGAGGUGAACGAGGAUUUCGGAGAGGAGGAUGAUUUUGAGUUGGCCAAGCCCUACCCGACAGGUCUGAUGGGCAACGACUCGGAGUGGUACUUCACCGGGGCGAAGCUAUUCCCGAACGUCAAGGGAUGCGGCUAUCCGCCGAUGCUCAACUGCAGCGUUUUCUACAAGCAAUACACGAUCAUAGGGCACAAUUUUAGCUGUUACUACUCGAAGGUCGACCCCGGCAUCGUCAUCAGCGACUUGGACAUGUGGCAGGUCCGCAUGAACCUCGUCUACGCGAUGGCCAUUCCGAUUCCAUCCUUCAUUGUGUCGGUGAUUUAUCUCACCAUCGCCUACUUCAAAAUUUACAACGAAGAGGAGGAGGUCCUGGUCGACCGCGAGGAGGUCGACGAGGGCAUCGACGUCGACGGAAGCAACGCGACCCCCUUGCCUCUGACCAGCGGAGCGUUGACGCCCGGUAGCGAGGCCUUCAGAGAAGACUUGGCUAGCUUUGGGCAUCAGUUGAAGGUCGCGAUGGCCGACGACAUCAGUAGGGAAAGUCUUGAUGGAAUACCAAAUUCACUUUCCGUCCAAGGUGAUUUCGUUUAUUUUCAGAAACUUGAGCAAGACGAUGACGACGAGUAUCUCAACUCCACCUGGGCCGAUGGCGGCAGUUUGAAACGUCAUUUCCAAGGUCUGAAUAACAUUUCGUGGAAGCCCCACUAAGCCCAAAGAUACGCGGUUGAGUAUCCUUAAGAGAAGAAACAUGAUAACAUUAAAUUGCAUAUGCGGAGAAGUGAAUGAAUUAAUUUAUACAAAUUCUAUCUAAAUAAUACGAUGAUUCAGAAGAGAAAAAAAAAAUCAAUAAUUAUCAGCAUAAUUGACAUGCGCGUAUAGAACGGCAAACGGAGCAAUACGAAUAACGAAAAUAAAUUAUAUUAUUAUAUGCAUUUCACACGGAGCUAAGGAAUUGGCCGGAAAAUAAAUCAUUAUACGUACUAGCCGCGACCGCCUCGAGUAUCGAUCACCCGAACACGUAAUCCAACCGACCACACUUGCCGAAAUACUAAAAAAAAGAAAAAAUAAAAAAGAAAAGACUAAGCAACACCGCAGAGUGUGAUUCUUAUUGCUACAAUUUUAUUUUUGCGCAAAAUAUGCCAGCACAUAACUAACGUAAUAAAAUCGACGAUAUUGAUACGAACAUACAAAUAAUAACGAUAACAAAAUAUAUACGCGUAUAAAUAAAAAUUAGGGAAUUUUAUUACCUUGAUGUAUAAUAAUAAUAAUAGUAAUAAUAAUAAUAAUAAUAAUAAUGAUGAUGAAUUGAUUGGUUGAUUGAAGAUUAUUACAUAAUUCUAAACUGAGACUGUGGUGCUACAUAAGUUUGCCGUAUAAUAAUGCUAAACGAGAAAACGGAGCUGUGGUACCUAUGCAAUUAUAUUUUACUUGAUUAUCUCUAUUAAUAUUUGAGAACAGAAAUCCUACCACACACCAUGGCUAAACCAAAAUCUCGCAGAAAUUAUUCAUCAACUGAUUGCACGCCUGUAACAGACGAUCAACUUCUCUUUCUCUCUUAUCACUGCCUGUUUUGAUUGACACUGAAGAAAAAGAAGAAAAAAAAUCACAACAAAAAACGAAACAAGGAUGAAACUUUUUCGAUCAAACGCGUCUGUACGACUGUUGCGUAACUAUUUUAAUAUGUAUAAAUAUCCGUCACACUCAACGCUAAAGCGUUGAUGUACAUUUCCCGUUCUGCUGAUCGCCGCCUUUUAAAAUAAUUAAAUUAACUGAUUAAUCAAUAAUCAUCUGCCAUAUACCGCGCGUUAAUUAAAACCAUAUAAAUAUUGUAUUCAAUGAAAAAAACACGUGCAGGAUAAUUAUUCUUUGUAUUGCCGAUGGUUUUUUUUUUCAUACGUUUCUUCACGAAUAACCAUCGGUACACGCAUAGAUUAUGAAAAUAAACGAGCAUUACUACACACGUGUUGGUGGUGGUGGUGGUGAUAAAACGAAGAAAAAAAUAUACAAGGAAAAAAAGUCAUCGUGCUUUGAUUUACCCCGUUUGAUCAAAAUAUUCAAUUAACGAUUAUGUAAGUAAAGAAACUUGAUGAUCUUCAACACCACCACAUUACGCAUUGUAUUAUAUAGUUAUGAUAAUACUGUAUACUAAAUAACGCAUUUGCAUGAAUAAGUAAAACGGAUAACGUCGCAUAUAAUUAAUUAAGUAUCGAGAACAUAAUUUAAAGUACGCAUAAUUAGUUGAGCAAAAAAAAAAAAGAAAAAGAAAAAUUACUACGUACUAUAAUUGAUAAAUUUUAAACAAAAAAAAAAGUAUACUUCGCUUGCUGUGUGAACGCGUUACGAGAUAUCCGCACCACUCACUGUGCAUCGUUACACAAAUUCUGGCCACCGGAAAACAAACGUACAACACCAAUUAUUAAAUUAUACCUACAUAUAGACACGACUACGACACGAGGAUUAGUUUAUAAAAGUGACAGUUUUCAGUUCUUAUUCUCUUUCUUUUUGUAAUUACAUUAUGAUAUAUUUUGGUUCUGUUUUUCGAUUUAAUAAAACGCAGGUCACCUUUUUUUUUUAUUUCAAGAAACAAAUUUGUACGCAAAAGGAAUCAACGCAAUUCUGCUUUCUGUGCUAAUCGAUAAAGUUAUACAAAAACUUAUCAAGAUGUGAAUUGUCGAAAUACAUAUGUAUUGUUUUUUAACACAGCUCAAAACACGACUUUCACACAAAAACAUACCGAUACCACCCAGCACACGCUACUAAUAAUCGAUAGUUUGUAAAAGUAAAACUAAAAAGGAAAAAAAAAAAAAAAUUAAAAAUAAUCUUCUAAGAUAAACAUACGCGCGUAAGAUGUUGCAUUUUCAAUAAAAGUAAUCUUGUGUAAGCCAUACAAUAAAUAAUAUAUAAUUAUACGUUAUUAUUAACCUACGGGAAAUAAGUGAAUUGUUUUUAUGAAUUAAGAACAAGUUGUCUGUGAUCUACAAUAAUAAAUACUUAAAGACGGGGCGAAUGGAAAAAAAAAAAGAAGAGAAUAUUGUAUAAGUAUUACAAUUUAAACGUAAAAGUAAUGAAGAAAAUAAAAAAAUUGAAAAAAUAAAUUAACCAACACGUCAUAUAUGCCGAAGUUGGUAAUGCGGAUCGUUUAAAAAUAAUAAUUGUAUGAGGGAUUUCAGACGGGAGCAAUAUAUUAUAUUAUUAACGAAAUGUAUAUCUACGCGAAAAACGAAAUUAGGGGGGAAAGAAAAGCAUUAAGAAAAAGAUAAGGAAGAUAAUCGCAUUUUUGAAUCACUGCAAGGAAUUAUAUAUAAAUAAGAAUACACAUUACGAUCAUAAAAAAUUGAGGACACAAAGGGCUAAAGAAAAAAAAGGUAGAUAAAAACAAAGUCUAACAUUGUAUAGUUGCUGUUGUUAAUAAUCUGUGCUACUUUGCGAGGUAAUAAUUUCGCCAGAAAAUUAAAAAAAUUAAAUAAAAUAAAUGAAUAAAUAAAUAUAAAAAAAAAAAA